AUGCGGAUCCUGAUGCCUCGGCUGGCGCCGGUGGUGACGAAACUGACCGCCAACGCGCCGGGGGAGACGGACGGGUGGAGCAGGGUCGCGCCGGGGUACAUGGGCGACCUCGCGGGCUACCUCUCGGACCUCAAGGGCCUGACGAGCCUGACUCAGCUGACGUUGCUGCGCUGCAACGCCACCACGGACUUUUCCUUCCUGCCGGCGCUGACGAAUCUGACGGGCCUGCACCUCGCCGCGGAGCCGAAGAAGCCCCCCGUGCGUCUCCCGCUGUCGGCCGUGCCGCCGCUGGAGUCCCUGCGGCUGCACCGCGUCACGCUCGACGCCCCCGCGAUCGCGGGCGCCCUCGCUGGGCGCCUCUCGCGCCUGGAGCUGCUCGGUCCGGCGUGCUGGGCAGGGUCCCUGCCGGCCGGCGCUCCGCUGCCGCUGGCCCUGACUCACGCCGUCCUCGGCGACGACCCCCGCCCUGACGCCCAGCGCGCCGCCGCCGCCGCCGACACCCAGGCCCUCAUCUCUCCGGUCGCGCACGCCGCGUCUCUGCGCUUCCUGCGCGUCGCCGGCACCUGCAGGCACGCGCACGGCGCAGCCGACAUCCCCCCGCCCGACUGGCCGCACCUGCAACGCCUCGACUUGGCAUGCUUCUGUGCGCUGCCGGCGCUGCUGCCGCUCCCCAGCCUGCGCGCAAUCCGCGCCUCCCUGUGCGAGGCGUGCCGGGCCGGCGCGAACGCCCACCGCGACGCGCAGCUCUCGGCCGCGUGGGGCGCCAUGGCGUGUUUGCCUUUGCUGGAGACGCUCGAGGUGAGGGGGGUGUUGGACCCGGCGGAGCUCGGCGACGGCGAGCUCGCGUCGAAGCCGCUGUCGCCGGCGCUGGAGCCUCUGGAGCGUCUCCGCGCGGUCCUGGUCGUCGACUACGCGACGGAGGGGACGUUCGGGCUGCGUGCGGCGGCGCUGAGGACGCUGGCGGUCGAGAACCGCGAUCCGAAGGGCGGCCCGCGGCCGCUGGACGCGACGCUGCUGAAGUGCACGAAGCUGCGCCGGCUGGACGCGUGGUGGCCCGGCGCGCGCCUGCCGCGCGGGGGCGGCGACGGGAGCGUGUCGCGGGACAUGUUGGAGCUGCUCGGGCCGUCGCUGGAGUGGGGGGCGUUCCGGCCCGUGAACUACGUGGAGCCGCCGGACCACUUCAUGCCCGCGUGA
Pedinophyceae sp. YPF-701 is the source of this 1194-nucleotide messenger RNA. The record is from the annotation of a GenBank genome assembly. NCBI's taxonomy places the organism in Eukaryota, Viridiplantae, Chlorophyta, Pedinophyceae.